Aspergillus alliaceus is the source of this 530-nucleotide messenger RNA. RefSeq lists its product as uncharacterized. Lineage: Eukaryota; Fungi; Ascomycota; Eurotiomycetes; Eurotiales; Aspergillaceae. The record is from RefSeq and is a predicted model, not a curated record. The transcript has 3 exons. The coding region runs from base 60 to 530 and encodes 156 amino acids.
CUCAAUCCCAGUUCAAUCUAUCAACCAGGCUUUUGGCUACCUCCCAAUGCCCAGAAGUCAUGGUUGGUGGGGAUACUUGGCCAGUGUUGGGGAUCCAGCUCCUGAACCACUUCGAGCAUGCCACUAAAAUCAUAGCCGAUGCUACAGCACUGCUGGAGCUUGGCAACACCAAACGCGCCAAACUGUCAGCCCAAUCUCUGAAAGCCUCUCAGAAUAGCGUGAUCAUUUUGGCUAAGAAAACCACCCCGAUUGUAGAGGACAUCACGCUCAUCAAAGAUGCAGUCAACAACGCACUCAUUUCGCCCGCCCCCCAUCAUGUAGUCCGCUCAGGCACACCCUCAUACCCAUCGACGCCGAACAGCAGAGCCUCCACAACUGCAGUCAUUGAAGACAGGGAAACAGUAGUUAGACUCGACGUGAAGGCUGCGGCUGUCCUCCGUAAGGUAUCACCGGAGGACCUCCGUAGAUUGAAUCAGAGCGUCAGAGAAGAAGUUCUUGUUAUUAGAAUGACAGGCGUGAAAUGGAAAUAA